AAGCUUAAAACAUCCUUCUCUGUUUCCCCCCCACCAAGUGAAAAUCCUACAAAGAUCUCUCAAAAUAUUUCUUAAAAAUGGAGAAGAUAAUCUCACUGAUUCUUCUUCUCUCUUAUUUUAUGUAAUCCCUUCAUUAACUCGAGCUCCAGUUUCCAUCUUUCAAACCGGAAAGAGAAAGAAAAAAAAAGUAGAAGAUAGAAAACGUGUUAGAAAAGCAGAGGAUAUAUAAAAGAAUCUCUAUCUAUAAUGGCCUCUGAGCUGAAACAAACUCUAACCAAGAGAUACGGUGCUCUUCAACUAUGGGAGAUCAUAGUCAUUGCUCUCUUUGCAGCUUUCAUACUAAUCCUCAUCAUCUCUGUAUGGCUCAGCUUCCGUAAAAAAUCAAGAAGAUCUAACUUCACACAGCUUCCCAUAACGCAAACCACUCACCUUCCAGAAGAAAUCAAAGACAUAAGUGUUGAUCAUGUUUUGUCUAACAACAACGGUACAUCUCAUCAAACUCUAGAUAAGAAGUUCAACGAGAGAGACAUAGAGAAUGGUGAUGGUAACUACUCUGGCUCGUUAGAGAAAAAGACCGCGGUUAGGUCACAUUUGUCUCCUGCUACUACUCCUUCAGCAGCAACAGCUCAUUCGCCUCUCUCGGGUCUUCCAGAGGGCUCUCACAUUGGUUGGGGCCAUUGGUUCACUCUACGUGACCUUCAGCUCGCGACUAAUCAUUUCUCCAAGGAGAAUAUCAUUGGUGAUGGUGGCUAUGGAGUUGUUUACCAUGGAACUCUAGCUAACAAAACCCCUGUGGCUGUCAAAAAGUUGCUCAACAAUCCAGGGCAAGCUGAUAAAGACUUCAGAGUUGAAGUGGAAGCAAUAGGACAUGUCAGGCACAAGAACUUAGUUCGGCUUCUUGGAUACUGCGUUGAAGGAACACAUAGGAUGCUGGUUUAUGAGUAUGUGAACAAUGGGAACUUAGAGCAAUGGCUCCACGGAGACAUGAACCACCAAGGACAUCUCACGUGGGAAGCACGGAUCAAAGUUCUUAUUGGCACUGCUAAAGCUCUGGCUUAUCUUCACGAAGCUAUUGAGCCGAAAGUGGUGCAUAGAGACAUCAAAUCAGGCAAUAUACUUAUGGAUGAUAACUUUGACGCCAAGUUAUCUGACUUUGGUCUUGCUAAAUUGCUCGGAGCUGAUAAUAGUUACGUGAGUACACGAGUUAUGGGUACAUUCGGAUAUGUGGCGCCUGAAUACGCUAACUCUGGUCUCUUAAACGAGAAGAGCGACGUGUACAGCUUUGGUGUUGUUCUCUUGGAAGCUAUUACUGGAAGGUACCCAGUUGAUUAUGAUCGGCCUAAAGAAGAGGUGCAUAUGGUGGAGUGGUUGAAGUUAAUGGUUCAGCAGAAACAGUUUGAAGAAGUGGUGGAUAAAGAGAUUGAGAUCAAACCAUCGAAGAGCGAACUAAAACGAGCGCUUUUGACAGCUUUGAGAUGUGUUGAUCCUGAUGCAGACAAGAGGCCGAAGAUGAGUCAAGUGGCUCGAAUGCUUGAAUCAGAUGAAUACCCUGUGAUGCCUAGAGAGGAACGAAGAAGAAGGAGAAGCCAGAACGCAGAGCUGCCUAGAGAAAGCACAGAGGCAAAUCAAGAUGAGAUAGUAACAGAAGCAAAGACUUGAGUAACAUACAGAUAUAUGGACACCCUUUUAGAUUCGUUGGAUGUUGUUUAGAUUCUUUACUUUGCUUCUAUGGUUUAUUUAUAUUGAUCUUAUACAUGUAGAGAGGAGAACAGGAUAUGUUUCUCUUAUCUGGAAGAGGAGAUAUCUUUUGUAUAGCUUUCUCUUACUACUUCAUACACAUGUUAUAUGCAGAUAUUUACAAGAUGUAAGGUUUCUUCUA
Molecule: messenger RNA, 1879 nt
Organism: Raphanus sativus (radish)
Lineage: Eukaryota; Viridiplantae; Streptophyta; Magnoliopsida; Brassicales; Brassicaceae
Product: probable receptor-like protein kinase At3g17420
Exons: 7
Coding region: 247-1659 (470 amino acids)
Biological process (GO): protein phosphorylation
Molecular function (GO): ATP binding; protein kinase activity
Source: RefSeq, a predicted model, not a curated record